GAUGGGGAGGGAACAGUCAGCAAGAAAAGACCUUGCCAGGAAGUCUGUGAGCUGAGCCGUCCCAGUCUUCUGGCGGGGUCUGCACCCAGUGGUGUGUUCAGCCACCCGUUGCCUGCACACCUCAUGUUCCGGCCCCGGCGAGCCAACUUAGCACAACGGCUUUGGAGGCACCGCUGCAUCGCGUCCGGCCCAGACGACAGCCACGGGGCCCUGAAACCGGCCGCGCAUGCCCUCUUCAAGAAGCUGAAGGAGAAAGAGCUGGAGCUGCUGCUUCGGGCGGUGGAGAGCAAGGGGGCAGGGGAGCUGGGCUGCGUCUGGGUGGAGCCGCGGGCUUCCAAGCCAGGCCUCCCAGCCGCCCUCCUCCUGUGCCGCCUGUUCCGCUGGCCAGACCUGCACCACCUGCAGGAGCUGAAGCGCCUGAGCUUCUGCAAGAGCGCCGGAGGCGAAGGCGCCGUCCACUGUUGCAACCCGCAUCAUCUAAGCCGGCUCGCCCUCUCCGAGACUCCCCCGCCCCCCUACGGCAAGACCUCCCCUUUCGCCAGACCUUUGAAGUGCCCCAACACCUUGGACAACAACCGUAAAAUAUGGCAAGACACCAGCCUCUCUCAGCACUCCCUCAAAGAUGGCUACUGGUGCAAACUGGCCUACUGGGAGUACCGCCUGCGAGUGGGGAGGCUCUACCCCGUGCACGAAGAUUACGUCAACGUCUUCUCCGACCUCCCUGCCGGCAGCGGGUUCUGCCUGGGCCAGCUGGCCUCGAGGAACCGCAGCCAGGUGGUCCAGCGGGUCCGGGCCAAGAUCGGGCAGGGCCUGCUCCUGAGCCAUGAGGGGAGCGGCGUCUGGGCCUACAACCGCAGCGACCACCCUCUCUUUGUCUGCUCCCCGACCCUGGGGCCUCCGGGGAGCCCCAGCCCAGCCGUUCACAAGCUCCUUCCGGGCUACUCCAUCAAGGUGUUUGAUUACGAGCACGCAGGCAACCUGGCCGACUGGCCGGGCCAUGGCGAGGGGCCUUAUGAUGCUCACACCAUCCGGAUCAGUUUCACCAAAGGCUGGGGUCCCUGCUAUUCCCGUCGGUUCAUCACCUCUUGCCCCUGUUGGUUGGAGGUUCUGUUGAACGCACCCAGAUGAAGAGGAUGAGAAGGAGCCAGGAAAGGGGGUGGUGGUUUGGUGCCCCCCUCCCUCGCUCGGAGCCCUGGGGAGUUCAAUCCCAGUUUCCUUUAGUGGAAAGAGUGAGAGCUCUGGGAGCAUUCAGUGGCUUUUCUGAAUUAUCUGUUACUUUAUACAUAUACAGGUUGAGGGGGUAGCAUAAUACAGGGUAGCAUAAAGGAGAGCAAGUAAGUACAGUUAGUCGUAGUCACAAAGCAGAGCAGGGUCCGACAAGGUCAGGUUCACACUGGACGGCUUUUUCUAGAACGUCUACACUGCGCAAGUAGACCAGUUUCUCUUAGAAACUGGUCCGACCGAUUCAACCGCUUCCUCCCAAAGUACCCUGGGAAUUGUAGUACUUCUGCAAAAAGGAAGUUCUUUUCCAUUUUGGGGCACCCCUGCCCCUCGAUAGAACUACAAUUCCUAGGGUUUGUCGUGUAAAUGUGGUUGCUGCUUUGGGGCUGGAGGGCAACAACUCAUAGCAGUCUGUCUUUGCAACGAGGAAAGGUGAAAAACACUUGGGCCUUUAAAGGGGAGAAAUACAACAUGAAAUUAUAAGCUGAAUGGCAAUAGGUGUAGGACUGGCAAGUCAAAGUAUUUCUGUAUCCAACCACACAGUUCACUUCUGCCAUUCACUGUGGGUGAGGGCCCCCGCUGCCUUAGACGGUCUUAGGAAAGGGGAUUAGAGAGAUUCAUGGAGGAGGAUUGGUCUACCCUCUUAAACGUGGUAGCUAAAUGGAACCUCCAUUCGCAGAAGCAGCCUACCUCUGAAUACCCCAAGCUGGGGAUAGGCAGCAAGGGGAAUGACCCUCAGCUUCCCACCUUGCAUGUAGGAACAUAGGAAGCCGCCUUGUACGGAAUCAGACCAAUGGCCCAUCUAGGUCGGUAUUGUUUACCCCGGCUGCCAGCGGCUCUCCAGGGUUUGAGGCGAGUCUUUCCCAGCCCUACCUGAAGAUGCCAGAGAUCAAACCUGGGACCAAAGCAGGUGCUCUAUCACUGACUGACGGCUCUUCAUGUAAAAAAGUUUCCAGCCCUCGUGGUUCUGAGUAACGGGGUGAUUUAAAGAGGAAUCAAGAAGCUGCCUUCUACCAAGCCCAGGCCACUGGUUCUUCAACUUUGGGUCCCCAGAUCUUGUUGGACUACAGCUCCCAUGAUCCCUUGUCCAGUGGCUAAGCUGGCUGGGAAUGACGGGCAUUGUAGUCCAAGGACGUCUGGGGACCCAAGGUUGAAGAACAGCAGUCUAUAAUGACUGGCAGUGGCAGGGCGUCUGAGAGGGGCCCAUUUCCGACCCUACCUGGAGAUGUCAUUGGGGAUUGAGCCUGGGACCUUCUGCAUGCAAAGCAGAUGCUCUGCCCCUGAGCGGCGGUCCUCGUGAACUUCCCAGAGGUAUCCCACGGGCUGCUUUUGGGGAACAGAACACUGGGCUUAGAUAGACCUUUGGUCUGAUCUGUCACAAUCCUCCGCAUGUAAGGCAAAGAAGGGAGAGGGAGCCAGAGAGCUAAAUGGUAGUGUAGAAAAGGCAGGUAAGGAACUAUUGCUUGCGUCCCGACUGUUCAGAUCUUUAACGUUUACGUAAGUGCCCAGCUUUGGCUGAGAUGGUUUUCUUCCCUCGAUUUUUAUUAUUAUUUGCUGUCAGUACUUUGUGUUUAUUUCUAGCGUGCUAGGCGCUGCAUAGAGCAUGUAACGCAAUCCUUGCGCAGGAAAAAACAACAUUCGCACCGCCUGCCUUCCAACCCGCGUCCGACUGUGGCGUAGAGGGAGUGCUCCAGGGGGGAUCCUUAGUGAAAAAGAAGGGGGGGAGGUGAUUGUGGAUGGGAGGCUGAGAAACCUUUGCUGGAAAGGUGGGUCUCGCGGAGGGGUCUGAAGAAGGAAAGAAAAAGGACAAAUACGUGGGAGGGAGGAAUGCGCCACCUGUAAGGAGCAUGAAGAAGCAGAAGGGUGCAAGACGCCGGGGUAUGUGUGGAUAAAGGGGGAGGCUGAGGAAGUUACACUAUGACUAUGUAGGAGCCUUAUAAUACCUUUUGUAGGCAUGACAGGCCAAACAUUUUUAUGCCCAGUUUUGCUGUGAGGGGUGGGUGGGGCAGAGAUAUGCUACCAUGAUGUGGGUAUCUCUUGCAACAGCAGCAUACCUGGCGUUGCACCAGCGUCUGCAGCAGCACUUCUGCCAGAUCCUGUCGGAAACUGCCUAAUAUCUAGGCUGCCUAGUUGGGCCAUCUAGGUCAGUAUUGUCGACGGUGACUGGCAGCAGCUCUCCAGGGUUGUUGUUUAUUUUCCCAGACAGAGAAAAUUCUCAGCCCGUACCUGGAGAUGCUGGGGAUUGAACCAGGGACCUGUGGCAUGCACAGCAGAUGCCCUACCGCUGAGGUAUGGCUGCCCCUAAGCCAGCAUAACUGGAGGAUAAGAUUGUGCCUCAAAAAUCACAAAGGAGGAAGCUAGCUUUUGAGUUAUACAGAAUUCUUCCUCCUUGUCCUGGAUUUUUUUUUUUUUUAAAGGAGAAAAAGAGAGUUACUAGAACAGGGCUUAGCAAAAGUUCUGUGUUUAAGAUGGUGAUUCAGGAAGGACAAAUUAGGUUAGUUGGUGGCCAGGACAAAAUUCCUCAUGCUGGAACAACGGCUGAUUAUUCAGUUUGGGAGAAACAGGAGUGUAGACGUCUGGGGUGGCAGAGGGUCAUAGACCCCUUGCUUUUUUGGAAGCAGGGUCCUAGCCAGGGCCUAUGAACGAGCCAAUCAUCAUGAAAGGGGAGCGUGUUAGCCACUGGGGAGAGUCCUUGUCCUUUCGUGCUGAUUGGAGCCAAUCUAAGUUGAAAGGAGAUGAGUCAGCCACUGAGAAGACUCUUCUCAGUAGUGAACACACAGCCUCCAUGCUGAUAGGCUCCUAGGGAUGUCUGUUGUAACGGAGUUGGAGAUGACAUGGAGGGCAAGGAAGAUGAAGGAAAGGGGGCAUGACUGUGACUAUCAUGAAGGGACCCUGCAACUUCUGAAUUUACCACUAUGCUGCUGGAUAGGAACGUAUUAUGUGUGUGGGUGAGGCAAAGGGAUAUCCCUGCUGGGGAGGGGGGAUGUGAUUCUCAGCCAGAUUUAAAGGCCUGCUGUCAGAUAUACUCAAGAUUAAAUUGCCAAAAAGUGGCGUAUUAAAAAAAAGUGCUGUGGUUUUUAACCAAAUCGGAUCAUAAUGGCAAGGUUAUCGACACAGAUCAAAUGGUCUCUCCAGUCAACAAAACACUCUCAUUAAUGUGUGUGUGUGUGUAUAUAUAUAUAUAUAUACACACACACACAUAUAUAUACAUAUAUAUAAACCUGGGACCUCUGUAGGAUUUGUGCCGUUGGCACGCCUAUUUGGUAUGGAGGCUGAUUUCAUGGUUUGCACUGAGGACGAAAUACAACCCUUUUCAGCAGAGUGGACCAUUCACACGCUUGGCUGAAAGUGGCCUGUUAAAUUGUAAGCGUCUCGGAGCGGGGACCUAUAUUUUUUUGGAAAAAGUGCCGUGCAUUCAGGGAGGGGGGAAUCAUCAUCACUUUCAACCAGUCCAGUGAUAUACAUUCAUGGAGAGGUGAGCAACCUCAGGUCUGGAGGGGAUAAACGUGCCUCCCUGCCUGCACACGACUCUCUCUGGCUCCUCCCUAGCCACACCCUCUCUUCUGAAGCCACACCCCUCUCUGGCCUUGCUUCACACUGUCCUUGAGUGGUUGUGCUUGACUGGAAUGUACAUCUCUGACCGCAGAUCACGUCUCUUGCUUUCCAGGGAGCUAGAG
Rhineura floridana is the source of this 4898-nucleotide messenger RNA. RefSeq names its product mothers against decapentaplegic homolog 6-like. The record is from RefSeq and is a predicted model, not a curated record. Lineage: Eukaryota; Metazoa; Chordata; Lepidosauria; Squamata; Rhineuridae. Gene Ontology annotation, cellular component: heteromeric SMAD protein complex. Gene Ontology annotation, molecular function: I-SMAD binding; transcription regulator inhibitor activity. Gene Ontology annotation, biological process: regulation of transcription by RNA polymerase II; SMAD protein signal transduction; cell differentiation. The transcript has 4 exons. Bases 124 to 1128 code for a protein of 334 amino acids.